UUGGGAUCCUCGAAAUGCCUCAGUAGCCAUACAGUUUCCAAUCAAUCAAUUCCUAGUGUCCAAAACACUCGCUUCAAGAUGACUUUGCCAAAUCAAGGCUUCGACAAUCGAGCCUUUGAUGAAGGCAACAGCCAUGACUCGACCCAAGAGCUCUCCGGUAACAUGUAUUACCAGAGCAGCAACUACUCUGAAGGCAAUCAACAUACCUAUGUCUACGAUGCGGAUCAGAGCUUCCGCAAAUUGACGAUUGAAGCCUUGCCUCGGGAGACCAAUUACCGAAGGCUGACCAGCAUCAUGGCUGGUUCGGACUUUUCCUCACUUCGUCCCACUGUUGACGAGCUAGCUGCGGGUAAAAGGAAGGCCAUUGAUUUCUCUAACCUCGAAUCCGGAAAGGAUGAUGACCUGUCGAAAAAGGCUCCUACUGGAAAGGUCAUUAAGUUUGGAUGGAUUGAUGGAGUCUUGAUGAGAUGCCUCUUGAACAUUUGGGGUGUUAUGCUGUUUCUACGUUUGUCUUGGGUAGUUGGUCAAUGUGGUAUCGUUCAAGGUCUUAUGGUGAUCUCUAUGUGCAACCUUGUGACGUUGUUAACUGGAAUUUCGAUGUCAGCCGUGUCUACCAAUGGAAUCAUCAAGGGCGGAGGUAUCUACUACAUGUUGUCUCGAUCUUUGGGAGCUGAAUUUGGUGGUGCCAUUGGCAUCAUGUUCACUUUGGCCAACUCCAUUGCUGUGGCCACGUAUAUCAUUGGCUUCGUUGACUCUCUCUUGGACAUGUUGAAGGAGAACAUUGAGGGCUUCAAUGGUUUUGCAGGCACUAUCGAUCACCGAUUGAAUGACAUGCGAUGGAUUGGAGCAGUCACGCUAACCUUGGUUUUGAUCUUGGCCAUUGUUGGCAUGGAGUGGGUUACUAGAGUUGAGAAGGUGUUAUUAUGCCUUCUUAUUGUUUCCCAAAUUGAUUUCGUCAUUGGAACCUUCUUCCCUGCCGACGAGGAGAAGAAAUACGGUUUCGUCGGAUACAGUAGCGAAGUUUUCUCAACUAACUUGCUGAACACAAAUUAUCAUGACAACAAGAACCCGGAGAACCCCCCGGGUUUCUUCCAAGUGGCUGCUGUGUUUUUUCCUGCAGUCACUGGUAUUGUUGCCGGAGCCAAUCUGUCCGGCGAUCUCCGUGAUCCUGGAGAGGCGAUUCCCAAGGGAACACUCACUGCCAUUGGCAUGACCUACGUCACCUACAUGUUAUAUGCCGUCUUAAUUGGAAGUGUGUACCUUCCGGAAGCCUCUGGAAUUGAAAGCGAGUAUCUCGCCUAUCUUGACCAUUUAGAAAAUGGAACCACUUCAUCAUUUGUGGCUAGUAUGAAUGGAAGCAAAGCAUUCAUGGAAAAUGGAACAUUUGAAGAUGAUUUUUUCUACAAUAAUUGUACAACUCGGGACUGUUUUUACGGAUCCUCCAAUGACCAACAGACCUUGAGUAAGAUCUCCUUAACUGGUUAUCUGGUCUAUGCUGGAUGCUUUGCCGCUACAAUUUCGUCUGCUAUCGCUUCUCUCGUGGGAGCACCAAGAGUGUUGCAAGCCUUGGCAAAGGACAAUCUCUACCCUGGUCUGAGUUACUUUGGCAAAGGAUUUGGUGCCAAUAACGACCCUAGACGAGGCUAUAUUGUUGUGUUUUUCAUCGCCCUUGGCUGCAUCAUGAUUGGAAAUCUGGAUAUUGUGUCAUCGCUGUUGUCCAAUUUUUUUGUGGCUGGCUAUGCUUUGAUCAACUUUUCCGUGUUUCAUGCUUCGAUUACCAAAUCUCCUGGGUGGCGCCCAUCUUUUAAAUAUUACAACAAAUGGGUGGCACUCUUUGGAACCGUCUUGUGUGUGGCCGUUAUGUUCCUCAUGAGUCCUGUAACUGCCUUGAUUACUUUUGGUUGCAUUGCUGUUCUCUACUUCUUCAUCAGCUACAGAAAGCCUGAGGCAAAUUGGGGAAGUUCGAGGGACGCGCAACAGUUUGUUACCUCCUUACGCAACCUUCAAUCUUUGAACGUGAUGCAGCAGCACGUAAAGAACUACAGACCCAUGAUUCUUUGUCUCUCUGGAAUUCCCGCUCAUCGAAGACCACUUGUGGACUUUGCCAACCUUUUGACCAAAAAGUUGUCACUCCUCAUUUGUGCUGAUGUUGAAUCGGAUAGUGUGGCCAAGGCUCGAGCAGAUGAGAUGAGCAAUGACAUCAACCAUUGGAUGGAAGAUCAUCAAAUCAAAGCGUUUUUCUCAUUGACUCAAAGUGCCACGUUUGAUGAUGGAGCCAUUUCUACCAUCAAUUUAACUGGAUUGGGCAAACUGAAACCGAACGUGGUGAUGAUGGGCUUCAAAAAUAACUGGAUUGCAGACAAGGAAGGCUGUGAAAGCUACACCAAGGUCAUUCAUCAUUGCUUCGAGAUCAAUUUGUCCGUGGUGCUUCUUAAGCUUAAGAACGGUUGUGACUUCUCGAACAAAAUCAAGUCCGAAAAACCAAUCACUGUCACCGUGACUCAAGGAGAACGUCCUCACGCCGAGGUUGAUCUGGACAUGUUGGAGGAUUUGGCUGCCGAGGAGGACGAGGAGGACGUUGGUCACCACUCUGCUAUCAAAGAGAAGAAGAAGCAACCAAAGAAGAAGAAAAAGGACAUGCCCGCGGCCGUUCUUUUGGGUAGUGAUGGCCGACCUCUUCCAGCCAAUUUGGUCCGAGAGAUUAACAUGUUCAAGACUGAAAAGAGGAAGGGCUUCAUUGAUGUUUGGUGGUUGUACGAUGACGGUGGUUUGACUCUACUUCUCCCGCACAUCUUGACAAAGCGAGCCCAAUUCUCCGAGUGUCAUCUCCGAGUAUUCAGUUUGGCUACAAAGAACGAUGCUUUGGACAUGCAAUCCCGAAGUAUGGCCAAUCUCCUGGCCAAGUUCCGAAUUGAUUUCCAUGAUGUGAUCAUGAUUCCGGAUAUUGGUAAAAAAGCUUCCGAGGAAACGAAAGCCGAAUUCAACACGAUCGUUUCACAGGCUAACAUCACCAGUGAGGAUUUGGUGACCAAUCUGGAGAAGACCAAUCGGCAUCUCCGUUUGGCAGAGCUUUUGCGAGAACAUUCCAUGGCUUCGGAGACAGUCAUUAUGACUCUACCAAUCCCAAGAAAGAGCUCCCAUUCCGACCAAUUAUGGAUGGCUUGGUUGGAAAUCAUGUCUCGAGAUAUGCCACCAAUGCUUUUUGUCCGUGGCAACCAGACCUCUGUCCUCACCUUCUAUUCUUAAACGAAGAAAUAAUUGCUUUACUAGAUCACUUUCAACUAUACUGAAAACCACUACAUAAUUGUUCAAUAAAUAGAAACGAUCGCGAUUGACAA
Tigriopus californicus is the source of this 3338-nucleotide messenger RNA. Its product is annotated as solute carrier family 12 member 2-like. Gene Ontology annotation, cellular component: membrane. NCBI's taxonomy places the organism in Eukaryota, Metazoa, Arthropoda, Copepoda, Harpacticoida, Harpacticidae. The coding region runs from base 79 to 3246 and encodes 1055 amino acids. Gene Ontology annotation, molecular function: sodium:potassium:chloride symporter activity. The transcript is spliced from 17 exons. The record is from RefSeq and is a predicted model, not a curated record. Gene Ontology annotation, biological process: cell volume homeostasis; potassium ion import across plasma membrane; potassium ion homeostasis.